Molecule: messenger RNA, 1402 nt
Organism: Brassica napus (rape)
Lineage: Eukaryota; Viridiplantae; Streptophyta; Magnoliopsida; Brassicales; Brassicaceae
Product: MYG1 exonuclease-like
Exons: 7
Coding region: 247-1290 (347 amino acids)
Cellular component (GO): nucleus; cytoplasm
Source: RefSeq, a predicted model, not a curated record
AAAGCAACCUAGUUAUCAAAAAUCCAUAUCGGGAACAGGAAGACACACAGGUGCUAAAAACAAAGAUGAUAUCCUUUGCUUCCCAGCCCAUAAAACCAAACAUCUCUCUCCUAAACUCACAAUCUCGGCAUGUCCAAAAGCAGGAGUAGCCUCGUCCUUGAUGCAAAAGGGUGGGAAUCAUUUGUAGCAGGUGCACUAAGAUUGAGCAAGCCAUAAUAACACUCUGCAAAUAAAGUCGCAGCAGCAAUGGCUCCUUCUGCCGCCGCCGUUAAGGUUUACUCUACGACCACUCCCACCUCUCCUUCCGAGGUUUCCGUCAAGAGAGUCGGUACUCAUAACGGAAGCUUUCACUGCGACGAGGCUCUCGGUUGCUUCAUGAUCCGCCUCUCCGAUAAAUUCUCCGGCGCCGAUAUCGUCCGUACGCGUGACCCCAAGAUAUUGGAAGAGCUUGAUGCAGUGCUUGACGUUGGAGGCGUUUAUGAUCCCUUCCAUGACCGCUAUGAUCAUCACCAGAAAGGCUUUGAGGAGGUGUUUGGGGACGGUUUCAACACCAAGCUCAGCAGUGCCGGUCUCGUUUACAAGCAUUUUGGAAAGGAGAUCAUAGCUAAGGAGCUAAACGUCGACCAAGAUCACCCUGAUGUCCUUCGCUUGUUUCUAGCUGUCUACAAGAGCUUCAUGGAGGCAAUUGAUGCUGUGGACAACGGAAUAAAUCAGUAUGACACUGAUAAGCCUCCUAGAUAUGUGAACAACACACAUCUCUCUUCAAGGAUUGGAAGAUUAAAUCUGGAUUGGAUUGAUCCUGACCAGUCACAGGAGAAGGAGAACGAGGCUUUCCAGCUUGCUAUGGCUCUUGCUGGCGAAGAGUUCCUCCAAAGUCUAAGAUUUCAUGUAAGAUCGUGGUUACCUGCUCGAUCAAUAGUGAUGCAAUGUCUCGAAGAUAGAUUCAAGACAGACCCAAGUGGCGAGAUCAUGGUAUUGAAAAAGUUCUGCCCUUGGAAGCUUCACUUGUUCGAGCUUGAACAAGAGAUGAAGGUCCAACCCCUCAUCAAAUACGUCAUCUACCAGGACGAGCGAGGAAAGCAAUGGAGAGUUCAAGCAGUGGCGGUUGCACCUGACAGGUUUGAGAACCGAAAGGGUCUUCCUGAGCAAUGGAGAGGACUUAGAGAUGAGCAACUCUCCGAAGCUGCUAAGAUCCCAGGUUGCGUGUUUGUUCACAUGAGCGGCUUUAUAGGCGGAAACCUGUCCUAUGACGGCGCUUUAUCCAUGGCUCGAACUGCUCUCACUCUCUAAUUCAAUGCAUAGAGAGUUUACUGUACAAUUUCGAUUUUCAAAUUGACGAAAAUUGUCAUUUUUCUUGGAUGGAAAUCGUAUCUUCAAUAGAGAUUUUGAAUUCUUUAUUUCA